AUGAGGUAGCUAAGCAGUCCACUCACUACGCUUUAAGACAAUUUAUAGAGUAGAAGCAUGCCAAGGAUUCAUUCUAAAUAAGAAUAAAGAUUUUAACUCCCAACUUUGAAAUCAAAAAUUAAUAAUUUAAUUGAUUCUGAGGAUUAAAAAGCAUAAUAAGUGGGUUAGUUUUUUUAAGGUUUAGUAAAAGGGAAAACAAUCAUGGAAUAAAAAAAUAAGAUUGAGUUUCCAAAAACAUAAUAAAAUUUUUAUCGUAUAAUUUACAAAGCAUAAUAUUCAUUCAGACCAACUAAACUGAAUCCUAGAUAAGUUAGCAUGGAUUAACCAGCAAUAUAAAAGAAAUUGGGGGGUCCUGCAUUUGCCUUUAGAACAAUUCAAAGUUCUGAAGAGUAACUAAGGAAACCGAAUUUAGAAGUUAUUGCAAGGUAGUAAGUAAACUAUCUCAAUGAUUCUCAAUCAAUAAAUGAAAGUUUAAAUACUGAAAUUAAUUAAAUAUUAUAUGGAAAAGGAUAGAAAAAAUUGUAAGUAAAGUAGAGAUUAAAUCAAGCAAAAAAUAAUAAUGAUACUAGUAAUAUUAUUAAAGAGGAAAGUGAAAAUUCAUUUAUUUGA
Paramecium octaurelia is the source of this 609-nucleotide messenger RNA. The record is from the annotation of a GenBank genome assembly. Lineage: Eukaryota; Ciliophora; Oligohymenophorea; Peniculida; Parameciidae.